Messenger RNA from Miscanthus lutarioriparius, 1107 nucleotides. The record is from the annotation of a GenBank genome assembly. Lineage: Eukaryota; Viridiplantae; Streptophyta; Magnoliopsida; Poales; Poaceae.
AUGGUCAUGGGAGCCAGCGGCUCCAAGCUUGAGAAGGCCCUCGGUGACCAGUUCCCGGAAGGCGAGCGCUACUUCGGCCUUGAGAACUUCGGCAACACCUGCUACUGCAACAGUGUCCUUCAGGCACUUUAUUUUUGCAUUCCAUUCAGGGAGCAGUUACUGGAAUAUUAUGCAAAUAACAAAACUCCAGGUGACGCUGAGGAAAAUCUUUUGACUUGUUUGGCCGACCUUUUUAUGCAGAUAAGCCAAGCAAAGAAAAAGACCGGUGUUAUUGCUCCAAAACGUUUUGUUCAGAGAGUGAAGAAACAGAAUGAGUUGUUUCGCAGCUACAUGCACCAGGAUGCACACGAGUUCUUAAAUUUCCUUUUGAAUGAACUUGUUGAUAUUCUGGAAAAAGAGUCAAGUGCUGCUAAGGACUCGCCCCAAUCAUCAUCUCCUGAAAAAGCUCCAAAUGGCCCAGUUCAACCUUUAGCCAAUGGAGUUAAAAAAGAACCGCCAGUUACUCUGGUCCAUAAAAAUUUCCAGGGCAUAUUGACCAACGAAACAAGAUGCUUAAGAUGUGAAACAGUAACUGCAAGGGAUGAAACAUUUCUUGAUCUUAGUGUUGACAUUGAACAAAACAGUUUUAUCACAAGCUGCCUGAAAAAUUUAUGUUCUACAGAGACUUUAAAUGCAGAGGAUAAAUUCUUCUGCGACAAGUGCUGCAGUUUGCAAGAAGCACAGAAGAGAAUGAAGAUCAAGAAGGCUCCCCACAUAUUGGUGAUCCAUCUAAAGCGUUUCAAGUACAUUGAGCAGCUUGGCCGGUAUAAGAAGCUUUCAUACCGGGUUGUAUUCCCCAUGGAACUGAAGCUCAGUAAUACAUCUGACGAUGUAGACACUGAGUACUCCCUCUUUGCUGUCGUGAUCCAUGUCGGAAGUGGCCCCAACCAUGGGCAUUAUGUAAGCCUUGUCAAAAGUCACAACCACUGGUUGUUCUUCGACGACGAAAACGUCGAGAUGGUUGAAGAGCAGACCCUACAAACAUUCUUCGGUUCCUCACAUGAAUACUCAGGCAACACAGACCAUGGGUAUAUCUUGUUUUACGAGGGGCUUGGUGGGAAGAGUUAG